AUGAACUCUGUCAGCAAUGGAGACUUCAUGACUCAGACCACUCAUAGAGCGUUUGAGCUAAUUGAGAACAUGGCUGUUACCUUAGCCAAUCAGAACGAGGAGAGUGAGUGCUCGAAGAAAGGGAACAGUUCUGACACCCAGAAGAUAGAUGAGCUGACUACCAAGGGUCAGCAGGUUCAGGCCAAGGCGUUAAAUCAGGUAACCACGGAAAUCGACACCAGGAUGGGCAACAUGUUCACUGAGCUGAAUGCCAAGUAUGACGCUGUUGCGAGCCACAUAAGAAAGAUCGAUGUUCAGCUCGCUCAAACAGCUGAGAGUGUUAAGAGGCAGCAAGGUAUGCUCCCUGGAAAAACUGAUAAAAAUCCUAGGACUGAGCACUAUAAUGCAAUCGAGCAGCCGUUCGCUGAGACUGUUCUAGGCACAGAAGAGAACACAGAGCUGUCUGCUAGCUCUGGAGCGACCGCUCCUAGUGAACCUGCUGAAACUGCACCAGUGCGAGUCUAUGUUCCUAAGGUUCCCUAUCCAAUUCCACCUAAACAUUUGAUGGAUCCCAUUAGUGCAGAGCAGCUGGCUGGGUUUAGGAAAAUGGUGAGCAGAUUUCCUAAAGAGAUCUCAUUUGAACAUGCUUGGGAGAUUCAGCCAUUGCGUCUGUUCUUCAAAAAUUGCAGAGAGUCUCAAGAGGAAAUUAAGGCUCUCUUUACCGAAGCACUGACACCAUCGCUGAAGGUACUGCCUAAGGUUGAUGACCCUGGAAAGUUUGUUUUUCCUUGUUCCAUUGCUGGAGUGGAGUUCAAGGAAGCUCUUUGUGAUUCUAGGUCUAGUGUGAACCUUAUCUCAAAAGCGAUUGUAGACGAGCUGGGCAUUGUUCAUGUUGAGCCUUCUCAGCUGAAGAUGGCUUUUGCAAACUCUUCCAUGGCAGUUGUUGGGAUGAGCAAGGAUCAUGAGAUGCCUUUAAUCUUUGGAAGGUCAUUUAUGCCUACAGUAGGAGCAGUCGUCGACAUGCCUAAUAAGAAAGUUUCUUUCUCCAACAUCAACAAGGAGGUUUUCUACAAGGAGCUUGGUAAAAAGGGUGAGAUCAAAGAAGUCCUGGAUGGAGAUCCUCACACUGAUACCAAGAAACUCAGUGGAAAUGUAAAGGUGAAUGAAAAAGUCUAG
Messenger RNA from Brassica oleracea var. oleracea, 1155 nucleotides. RefSeq lists its product as uncharacterized. Bases 1 to 1155 code for a protein of 384 amino acids. Lineage: Eukaryota; Viridiplantae; Streptophyta; Magnoliopsida; Brassicales; Brassicaceae. The transcript has 4 exons. The record is from RefSeq and is a predicted model, not a curated record.